Molecule: messenger RNA, 864 nt
Organism: Anopheles marshallii
Lineage: Eukaryota; Metazoa; Arthropoda; Insecta; Diptera; Culicidae
Gene: Syx1A
Product: syntaxin-1A
Exons: 8
Coding region: 1-864 (287 amino acids)
Biological process (GO): exocytosis; intracellular protein transport; synaptic vesicle fusion to presynaptic active zone membrane
Cellular component (GO): plasma membrane; presynaptic active zone membrane; endomembrane system
Molecular function (GO): SNAP receptor activity; SNARE binding
Source: RefSeq, a predicted model, not a curated record
AUGGAUGCGCUACAUAGGCGCUUGGCACAGAGCGAUGAUGAGGAUAUGCCCGAGGAUGUGGCUGUGCCGGUGGAGGGCAGCUUCAUGGAAGACUUCUUUAAAGAGGUGGAGGAGAUACGGAUGAUGAUUGACAAAAUUCAGGCAAAUGUCGAAGAAGUGAAGAAGAAACACAGUGCCAUCCUGUCGGCUCCACAGUCAGAUGAGAAAACCAAACAGGAACUUGAGGACCUCAUGGCCGACAUUAAAAAAACUGCCAACAGAGUGAGAGGGAAGCUUAAGGGAAUCGAACAAAACAUUGAGCAGGAAGAGCAGCAGAGCAAGUCGAAUGCUGAUCUAAGGAUACGAAAAACGCAACAUUCGGCGCUGUCGCGAAAGUUCGUCGAGGUCAUGACGGAGUAUAACCGGACCCAGACCGAUUAUCGAGAGCGUUGCAAAGGAAGAAUACAACGACAACUGGAAAUUACGGGUAGAGCAACAACAAACGAAGAACUUGAGGAAAUGUUGGAGCAGGGAAAUUCGGCCGUCUUCACGCAGGGGAUCAUCAUGGAGACCCAGCAAGCCAAGCAAACUCUGGCCGAUAUCGAAGCUCGACAUGCAGAUAUUAUAAAAUUGGAAAAUUCAAUUAGGGAACUGCAUGAUAUGUUCAUGGAUAUGGCUAUGUUGGUUGAAAGUCAGGGUGAAAUGAUUGAUCGUAUAGAAUAUCACGUCGAACAUGCAAUGGAUUAUGUUCAAACAGCGACACAAGACACAAAGAAAGCGCUUAAAUAUCAAAGCAAAGCCCGCCGGAAGAAGAUUAUGAUCCUGAUCUGUUUAACCGUGCUUGGGCUGAUUGUGGCAUCGUACGUUAGUAGCUACUUCAUGUAA